Molecule: messenger RNA, 957 nt
Organism: Mustela erminea (ermine)
Lineage: Eukaryota; Metazoa; Chordata; Mammalia; Carnivora; Mustelidae
Gene: RSPO4
Product: R-spondin 4
Exons: 5
Coding region: 119-814 (231 amino acids)
Source: RefSeq, a predicted model, not a curated record
ACGGCGCGUGCCUGGCGGCGGUAUCGAGCCCUCGCCCCGCGGAUGUGUCCGCGCGCCGGGAGCAGCCGUCGGGCCUCCGGGGAAAGCCCCGCGCGCCAGCCCCGACCAGGCUGCCCAGAUGCGGGCGCCACUCUGCCUGUUGCUGCUCCUCGCCCACGCCGUGGACAUGCUCCCAGCGAGCCGAAGGAAGAAGCAAGUGGGCACUGGUCCAGGGGGCAACUGCACAGGCUGUGUCAUCUGCUCAGAGGAAAAUGGCUGCUCCACCUGCCAGCAGAGGCUCUUCCUGUUCAUCCGCCGGGAAGGCAUCCGCCAGUACGGCAAGUGUGUGCAUGACUGUCCCUCUGGCUACUUCGGCGUCCGUGGCCAGGAGGUCAACAGGUGCAAAAAAUGCGGGGCCACGUGUGAAAGCUGCUUCAGCCAGGACUUCUGCAUCCAGUGCAAGAGGCGGUUUCUCCUGUACAAGGGGAAGUGUCUGCCCUCCUGCCCGCUGGGCACCACCGCCCAGCCCAGCACUCGGGAGUGCCAGGAAGAAUGUGAGCUGGGCCCUUGGGGGAGCUGGGGCCCCUGUUUGCACAACGGGAAGGCAUGUGGCUCGGCCUGGGGUCUGGAGACCCGCGUGCGGGAGGCCGGCCGGGCCGGACGGGAGGAGGCAGCAACCUGCCAGGUGCUCUCCGAGUCAAGGAAAUGUCCCAUCCAGAGGCCAUGCCCAGCAGGGAGGAACCCCAGCCAGAAGAAGGGGCGGAGAGACCGGCGCCCGCGCAAGGACAGGAGGCAGGACCGCACGCUGGACGUGAGGCCCCGCCCACCGGCCUGAGGAGUCCCCGGGGCUUGCCGCCCGCGGCCCCCCCCACCCUCCCGCAGCCUGCAGCCCUCCAACCCCCACACGGCUACCCCCUCCUGCUGCGGCCGCUGGGACCGCAUCCUUCUCUCUCCCCGCCCUUCCCUUCCUCCCCGCGU